Procambarus clarkii (red swamp crayfish) is the source of this 744-nucleotide messenger RNA. The record is from RefSeq and is a predicted model, not a curated record. Lineage: Eukaryota; Metazoa; Arthropoda; Malacostraca; Decapoda; Cambaridae.
AUGUAUCAGUCGAAUAUCCCCUCUGUUAUUGACGUGUCAGUAGUCUCUCCCCCUGAUAUUGACGUGUCAGUAGUCUCUCCCCCUGAUAUUGACGUGUCAGUAGUCUCUCCUCCUGAUAUUGACGUGUCAGUAGAGUCUUCCCCUGAUAUUGACGUGUCAGUAGAGUCUCCCCCUGAUAUUGACGUGUCAGUAGUCUCUCCCCCUGAUAUUGACGUGUCAGUAGUCUCUCCUCCUGAUAUUGACGUGUCAGUAGAGUCUUCCCCUGAUAUUGACGUGUCAGUAGAGUCUCCCCCUGAUAUUGACGUGUCAGUAGAGUCUUCCCCUGAUAUUGACGUGUCAGUAGAGUCUUCCCCUGAUAUUGACGUGUCAGUAGUCUCUCCUCCUGAUAUUGACGUGUCAGUAGUCUCUCCCCCUGAUAUUGACGUGUCAGUAGUCUCUCCCCCUGAUAUUGACGUGUCAGUAGUCUCUCCCCCUGAUAUUGACGUGUCAGUAGUCUCUCCCCCUGAUAUUGACGUGUCAGUAGAGUCUCCCCCUGAUACUGACGUGUCAGUAGUCUCUCCCCCUGAUAUUGACGUGUCAGUAGAGUCUCCCCCUGAUAUUGACGUGUCAGUAGUCUCUCCCCCUGAUAUUGACGUGUCAGUAGAGUCUCCCCCUGAUAUUGACGUGUCAGUAGUCUCUCCCCCUGAUAUUGACGUGUCAGUAGAGUCUCCCCCUGAUAUUGACGUGUCAGUAGUCUCCCCCUGA